This is a messenger RNA of Sebastes umbrosus (honeycomb rockfish), 2634 nucleotides long. Its product is annotated as solute carrier family 22 member 4-like. Gene Ontology annotation, cellular component: membrane. Gene Ontology annotation, molecular function: transmembrane transporter activity. The record is from RefSeq and is a predicted model, not a curated record. The coding region runs from base 544 to 2223 and encodes 559 amino acids. Lineage: Eukaryota; Metazoa; Chordata; Actinopteri; Perciformes; Sebastidae. Gene Ontology annotation, biological process: transmembrane transport. The transcript has 10 exons.
UUCUUUUUGCAACCAGAGGAGUCGCCCCCUGCUGGCUGUCAGAAAGAAUGCAAGUUUAAGGCACUUCAGCAUUGGCUUCACUUUUCAGACCUCGGAGGUUGCCACUGGGUGAAACCAAUCCACGCAGAGCAGACAAUAAAACUGCCGGGAAAACACACAAAAGCAGGAGGUGAAGUGGUCUGAAACAAGAGGAGAGAUGAGUAGCAAAAUAAAAAAGGAAACACCAAACAUGAAUGAAUGAAAACAACGACCUAACCGAGGAGGCAGGGCAGACUGUAUCAGCACCCUCUCCACAUGCAGUUGAUUCCAAGCCAAACCCACAUGUGCCACAGUGUCACACUUUUUUUUUAAGCUCUCUGUAACUGUGUAACUUCCCAGCAGGUGAAGCUGGGGUAUAUAAACCAAAAACCCAGGUUAAUGAAUCAUAUGCAUGUCAUAGAGCAGUAGAGCUUUAUCUCUCUUGUGCCUAUCAGUACUGACGUAGUGUCUGCUUGUCUUUUUUCCUUCUUUUCUUUUUUAAAUAUCACAGAUUUUGGUAAGGUAAUGACCACCUUAAAAAUUAGAGAUUAUGACAGCAUCACAUCUUUUCUUGGAACUUGGGGACCCUUUCAGCGAAGGAUUUUUUUAGCACUGGCCAUCAGCAUCCUCCCAAAUGGGUUUGUUUCCGCCUAUAUAGUAUUUGGAGGUAUUACACCUCCUCACGAGUGCUACAUCCCUGAAAACUACAGCAUCAGUGAGAUGUGGAGAAAUGUGACGGUCCCAGUAGAGACGGUCGAUGGCAUUGCAAAGCGCAGCUCUUGCUCAAGGCUUAACCUGGAAAUUGUCAGAAGCUACUCUCAAAAUAACAUCAUCCCAAAUGUGGAUGUGAAUGUGAGUGACAUUCCUUUGGAGAGCUGUCUGGACGGGUGGACAUACAGCAAAGAAAUCUACCAGUCAACCAUCGUCACUGGGUGGGACUUGGUAUGUGAGAAUGGAUACAAAUCUCCGCUGGCCACUUCCAUCCAAUACAUUGGUGUGCUAGUGGGAGCGAUUCUCUCAGGCCAGAUGUCUGACAGGUUUGGAAGGAGACCAGCACUCUUUCUCAUGAUGAUUCUUCAGACUGUGGCGGUCACGGCACAGAUGUUCUCGCCGAGCUGGGAGAUCUUCACCUUCAUUUUCUUCUUCGUGGGUGCAGGGGGAUACUCCAACUAUAUCAUUGCAUUUGUGCUGGGUACAGAAAUUCUGAGCCCAAAAUCCAGAGUGGCCUUCUGCUCCCUUGGGGUUUUUAUGGCCUCAGCUUUGGGUUACAUGGCAUUGCCAGCUGCGGCUUACUUCCUCCGUGAUUGGCGGAUGCUGCUGAUUCCCAUGGCGGCCUCUAGCCUGAUCUACAUCCCUCUAUGGUGGUUAGUCCCAGAGUCUCCUCGCUGGCUGCUCUAUCAGGGGAGAGUGGAGGAGGCUGAGGCCAUCCUGAGAGAUGCUGCCAAGAGUAAUAAUAUAGAGGCUCCACAGGACAUUUUUACACAAGCUGAGAUCGACGAUGCACUGGCUAUGAAAGACAAGAAAUACAACAUUUUGGUUAUCACGAGCAGCUGCAACAUGUUCUCUGUGACAUUACUGUGUUCAUUUCUGUGGACCAUCAUCACAAUGGGCUACUAUGCUUUAGUACUCAACACUUCAAACCUGCACGGCGACCCGUACAUAAACUGCUUCUUGUCUGCCGUGGUGGAAGUGCCGGCUUACAUAAUUGCCUUGUUACUUCUCCAGUUCUGCUCCAGGCACUUCUGCCAAUCUUCUACACUCUUCCUUGGAGGCGUUAUGAUCCUCUGUGUUCACCUCAUCCCAGUAGAUUUACAGAUUGUGCCUGUGAUUCUUGAGAUAUUGGGGAAAUUCGGCAUGACAUCUGCAUUUUGUGUGGUGUACACAUUCACAUCAGAGCUCUUCCCCACUGUUAUCAGAAAUACAGCAAUGGGGUGUUGCUCCAUGGCUGCUCGCAUUGGAACCAUCAUGUCCCCCUUUGUCAUUUAUCUGGGACAAUACUACAAGGCACUCCCAUACAUGUUGAUGGGAGGUUUCGCUCUUUGUGGUGCCUUCUUAUGUUUGCUGCUGCCAGAAACUUAUAGGAGGACUUUACCAGAGACCAUAUCACAAAUGCAGCUGAUAUGCGGGAGAAGAAGAAAAAAAGAAAAGGAAACUGAAAAUGGAGAGAGCGCGGCUGAUUAUCAGAGUAAAUCAACCAAGUUAUAGUGUCAAGUUAUGAUUUGCGUUUGUAUUUUAGUUUUUUUCUCUAAAGCAUUUUACUCACCUAUUUGCUUAUGAAGAUAUUUUGUUUUAUGUGAAAUUCAGUUUUAUGUAUUUUUGUUUGAAAUGUCCUAUAUUAUAUCUUGCAUAUUAUGAAGUACGUUGUCAACCUGUUUUAAAAAAAAUGAUUCAUAAGAACAAUUUUAAUUUUUUACUUUUUGACACAGAAAGCUGCAUUUUUAUAUGUUUUAUAUCGUUAGAUUGAGGAGCUUAGUUGUGUUUGUUAAAGCAUGUGCAUGUUUUGAAAAAAUUAUAAAUGACUCAGUAUCAAAUUAGUAUAUGUUAAAACCCAUCAGAACAAGAAUAAAUGACAAAGAGUUGACAACACAAGGUGUAGCACUUAGAUGUUGCUGAACU